Molecule: messenger RNA, 1780 nt
Organism: Linum tenue
Lineage: Eukaryota; Viridiplantae; Streptophyta; Magnoliopsida; Malpighiales; Linaceae
Source: the annotation of a GenBank genome assembly
UCCCCAACAGAGGCCCAUGAUUAAAAAAAAGUAAGAAACUGAACGGUCCAGAUCUCUCCAAUUUCCCUCUCUUCAUAAUUUAAGUACCUGUAAAUUGUUUCCUGCAAUUUUUGGGCACCCCCUAUUCCAGUCACUUCAAUCCUCUGCCUCCCGUUGCCGAACGCGACGAGAAAGUACCCAAAAAAAACACCGCAAAAAGAUAAAAAGGAUAGAAAGAAAGCGAACAACGUAGAGGAGGAGAAGCACAAGGAAAAGCGCCACAGCUCCCGCCCACUGUGGUUGUGGUGGCUUUGUUUUCCGGACGAGCCCAAUUUGAGGGAAAACAAACCCGGCAAAGGGAUAGAUAAACUCCUCCCAGAAGGAAAAUCUCGCUGCAUACGCGGGGAGUGCGUGCCUGUAGAUCCGACCUGCAUUUUGCUUCUAAGUAGUACCUCUUUCUCCAGCUAAAGCUAAUUAGGCCCUCAAGAUGGUGGCCCAGGGGUUUGUAGUUGAUCUCAAUAAACCACUUGUCUUCCAGGUUGGUCAUCUGGGUGAGGCAUAUGAUGAAUGGGUUCACCAGCCAAUUGUUAGCAGAGAGGGUCCUAGGUUCUUUGCUAAUGAUGUUAUGGAGGCCUUAACUCGUACAGUUUGGUGGGCAAUUCCAACCAUCUGGAUUCCAGUUGUAUGCUAUUUCGCUGCGAUGUCUGCACGAAUGGGCCUCGCUAUUCCCGAGGUUGUUUCGUUGUUGUGUUUGGGUGUUUUCCUAUGGACACUAGUAGAGUACACCUUGCAUCGCUUCCUUUUCCAUAUUAAGACAACUUCUUACUGGGGAAAUACUGCACACUAUCUCCUUCACGGUUGCCAUCAUAAGCAUCCCAUGGACGGUCUGCGCCUUGUCUUUCCUCCCGCAGCAACAGCUAUUCUAUUAGUACCAGUAUUUCUGGAACUUUGUUAAGCUUCUGUCCACGCCCACGACUGCGCCUGCUCUUUUUGCUGGUGGUUUGUUGGGGUAUGUUAUGUACGACUGCACACAUUACUACUUGCACCACGGGCAGCCAUCGAAUGAAGUUCCUAAACAUCUCAAGAAAUAUCACAUGAAUCACCACUUCAGAAUCCAAGACAAGGGGUUUGGAAUCACUUCUUCCCUGUGGGACAGGGUGUUUGGAACACUUCCUCCAUCGAAAGAAGCCAAAAAGAGUAGAUGAUAAGUUUGGAUAUGGGAACCAGUGCAGUCCAGAGUAGAGAGACGGGAACACACCAGCUGAUGGGGGAGGAAGGAGAAGGAAAGGGGAAGUAGUGGUGGGUGCUUUCUCUGGAUGUUUUCGAUGCUGUGUAUUUUUUUCCGCUGUCCCUAGACCAUAUAUAAAAUAUUAAUAUUCAUUCCUGUGUCUGUUCGAUUGAUUGGUUUGGUUGGUUGGUUGGUUGGCAGAUUAAAGGGGAAAAAUCUGGGUUUGGGAACAACUUUGUAGCCUUCUGGUUUUUUGUACCUAUGCUAUGUGGGUUUUGCUUGAGCAUCUCUGAGUUCAAAUCUCUGACGAGAAUAGAAGAAAAAUAUAUUUAACAGAAAAAAGAGAGUUGUUAUUGACUGUUGUCAUGUUGACUUCUAUCUCUCCCUCUCUUGGAAAGCAAAGUAAUAAUCUCCAAUCAGACUACAGUUCUAACGCUCUUCAAUUCCGCUACGACCCGUGAUGCUGAAGGAUCAGAUUUGGAAGUGCUGUUCUUCUAUCAAAGUAGACCAAGAUUUGUUCAUUAUUAUGGUAGGGCAUCGUUGUCUGCAAUCACGUGGAAUGUCUGUCUUCAG